GGUCCAGGACCCUGGGCGCACGACCAAAUCUCCGAGAGGUGUCGAGGAAGAUCCUCUGAGCCCGCGCUCCGACAGGAUGCGCGCUCUCACCGCUGACUCGCCAGAAUUGAUUAAGUAUGUACGUGUGGCGUGCCGGGUGCAUGAGCCAAUUCUCCCUUUACCGCGCGGCAUAAGAUACCCGAGUCGUUUCACGCGCCACCUGGACGCAUGUGUUUUUGUCAUGCAGACGGUGCCUCGAAUAAGAACGUGCCUCCUCAGCACGAGGCAGGGGCGGGGGACCUCGUGGGUUCUCAAGAAAGACCCCCUUGUCCCUCGUGCUCUCGGCCCUCCCAACUUAUAG
Molecule: messenger RNA, 340 nt
Organism: Prorocentrum cordatum
Lineage: Eukaryota; Dinophyceae; Prorocentrales; Prorocentraceae
Source: the annotation of a GenBank genome assembly